AUGGCGACCACACAGUCCAUCCUGCCAGAGUCUCGGGUCCUGGUCAUCAUGACCGGCGGCACCAUCUGCAUGCAGCCGACACCCGACGGCCUGCAGCCUAUCGGAGGGUUCCUCAAAGCUGCUUUGGCACCUCGUCCGUCGUUCAACGAUAUGUCCAACCCGCCCCAGCUGGAGGCGUACAAAGACGGCCAGAAGGUCAUGCUGGACAGCCUGCGGACGCCGCCGAGCGCCUACUCUCGCCACAUCCGCUACGGCGUCUUGGAAUUUUCGCCCUUGUUGGAUUCCAGCUCCAUCUCAUCCGCCGGCUGGACCGAAGUGGCCCAGACCAUCAGGGAGAACUACCGCCAGUACGACGGAUUCGUCGUUCUGCACGGCACCGAUUCGCUGUCUUAUACGGCGUCCGCCCUGUCCUUCAUGAUGUCAGACCUCGGCAAGCCCGUUAUUCUGACCGGAUCGCAAGCGCCAAUCUUCGCUCUGCAAUCGGACGCCGUGGACAACCUCCUAGGCUCUCUCAUCAUUGCGGGAACGUUCCUCAUCCCCGAGGUCGGCCUCUUCUUCCACCACAAGCUCUUCCGAGGAAACAGGACGACAAAGAACUCGGCCGUCAACUUUGAUGCCUUUGCCAGUCCCAACUGCGAGCCCCUGGCCAAGAUGAACGGUCUUGGCAUCGACGUCAACUGGCCCCUCGUUCUUCGACCGACAAAGAUUGCCGAACUCCAGGUUACCCAGCACCUCGACACGGCCCACGUUGCUUGCAUUCACAUCUUCCCCGGUAUCAAGCCCGAGAUGCUCGACUCGGUCCUGCGCGGACCGGACAUUCGAGGCCUUGUCCUACGGACGUUCGGCAUGGGCAACGCCCCUGGUGGUGUGGAUGGCAGCCUCACCAAAGUCAUCAAGGCGGCGGUCGACCGCGGUAUCGUCGUGGUCAACGUCAGCCAGUGCCUCGACGGCUUCGUCUCCCCCGUCUACGGCCCGGGCACCGACCUGGGUCGCGCAGGUGUCAUCUUUGGCCAGGACCUCACGACUGAGGCUGCUCUGACCAAGCUCUCCUUCCUGCUGGCUCUCCCAAACCUGACGACCGCCGAGGUCAGCGCCAGGAUGUCGGCCUCCAUCCGCGGCGAGAUGACGGCCGAGACGCGGCCCGUCUUCUCCCACCCAGGCUCGUUGGAUUCCGUCAUUGCCCGUCUGUCAUCUGCCGAGACCGCCUUCACCGCGCUCGGCUAUGCCAUUCGCGACGGGGAUCUCAAGACGGUCAAGGAAAUCCUUGAGCAGGGCCACGUCGGCGAGCACCACCCCCUCCUGACCAAGGCCGACUAUGCGGGCAACACGGCCGUGCAUUUGGCCGCCGUUGGGCGGGCAGAAAUCCUGCGGGAGCUGCUGGUCAAGGGUGCGAGCGUGCACGUCAGGAACUGGGCCAACAACACGCCGCUCUUCCUGGCCCAGCGUGUGGAUAAUGAGGAGUGCGUUCAGCUGCUGAAGGAAGCUGGUGCACACCUCUGGCAGAACGAAGCCUCGAUACUGGGCACCGCGCCCACGCCCCAGGAAGGGCCUCAGCCUCAGAGCUGA
Molecule: messenger RNA, 1566 nt
Organism: Verticillium alfalfae VaMs.102
Lineage: Eukaryota; Fungi; Ascomycota; Sordariomycetes; Glomerellales; Plectosphaerellaceae
Product: lysophospholipase
Exons: 1
Coding region: 1-1566 (521 amino acids)
Molecular function (GO): protein binding; asparaginase activity
Source: RefSeq, a predicted model, not a curated record